Molecule: messenger RNA, 330 nt
Organism: Vicia faba (fava bean)
Lineage: Eukaryota; Viridiplantae; Streptophyta; Magnoliopsida; Fabales; Fabaceae
Source: the annotation of a GenBank genome assembly
AUGGGUGCAUUAAGAUUUUUCUUGAGGAUCCACAUUUCAUCAAAUCAAGGUGCAUCUGUGGCUUGGACUAUAAAAUGCCACAACUCCAUUCUUUCACCAAACUGUGCAUCUAAUGCUUCUUACCAGUCUUUAUCAGCAUACCUGGGCUUCAAUGGAAGGAAACCCGAUGGCCUGGUUAGCACUUCUGUUUCUGUUGAAGAGUUUCCUAAGGCAGAUGAAAAUAUCAAGAUUGAAAAAAUAAUGAUUCCAAUAAAGAUAACCAACUCAAUCAGACGAGACUUUGUGGAAUUUGUCAAGGAUAGCCAUAAGAUUCUAGCAAAUAAUAAAUAG